UGUGCUGUACGAGUGUACGCCGCCAUUGCUGAAUUUUGUGCCUCUGCAAGCCAAAACGCGGAAGCCGAAAGAUUACGAAAAUUCUGGAACAACGGCUCCAGUGUCCGGUUUAUAGGGUGAACCACGUUCCUGGAGCACUUUUGUAAGGAUUAGCAUAACCAUUACUAGAAUGGCCGAGGAAUUUGAUAUAGAAGCGUUGUUGGAGGCGCCGUACUCAAAGAAAGAUGCAAGCAGCAAGUCUCGAGAGAACGAUGACAACCGCAUAUCGUCAAGAAAAAGCAAAAAGAGAUCUCGUUCAAGAAGCAGAGAUCGAGAUAGGAAUGAUCGCGCGCGAAGCAGGGACCGAGACAGGAAGAAUCGCGAUGAGAAAAGGAGUAAGAGGCGGAGCAGAAGCAAGAGUAGGGAUAAGGACAAGGAAAAGGAUAAGGACAAGGACAAGCACCGCAGACGCAAGAGUCGCAGCAAGGACCGCCGCAGGUCCCCCUCGCCCCUGUUGCUUGGACCUCGUCGCGAAAGAGAAAAGCAGACAAACAAUAAUUUCAGGUUUGAUGACUUGACGCCGGAGGAAAGAGAUGCUAGGACAGUUUUCUGCAUGCAGCUGUCUCAAAGAGUGAGAGCUAGAGAUUUGGAAGAAUUUUUCUCGUCUGUCGGAAAGGUCAGAGAUGUGAGGUUGAUUAUGUGCAACAAAACUAGACGCUUCAAAGGAAUUUCCUAUGUCGAGUUCAGAGAUCCCGAAUCUGUAGCACUGGCCAUGGGUUUGAGCGGACAAAAAUUGCUUGGGGUUCCAAUUGUGGUGCAGCACACACAGGCCGAGAAGAACAGACAGGGAAAUUCGAUGAUCAGCAUGAUGAGCAGAGGCGCCUCUGGUCCCUGCAAACUGUACGUCGGAUCGUUGCACUUCAACAUCACCGAAGACAUGCUUAGAGGCAUUUUCGAGCCAUUUGGCAAAAUUGACAGCAUCCAAUUGCAGAUGGACCCUGAAACUGGCCGGUCCAGGGGCUACGGCUUUGUCACAUACCGAGAUGCGGAGGACGCCAAAAGAGCUUUAGAGCAGCUGAAUGGAUUCGAGUUGGCUGGCAGACCAAUGAAAGUGAACACUGUCACUGAGAAGAAUGAAUUCUUCCAGAUGAAUCCUGCUCUCUUGGACACUGACGAGACGGAUAGAGCCGGAAUCGACCUUGGCGCCACUGGAAGGUUACAACUGAUGGCUAAACUGGCUGAAGGCACUGGCAUGACGUUGCCUGCCGCAGCAACGUCUGCUCUGAACGCAACAGCACAACAACCCUUAAUCACAGCUCAACAAGCUGCCAUGGCUCAGGCGACCGCGCCGCCCAUCGCCACGCAAUGCUUCAUGCUCUCAAACAUGUUUGAUCCAGCACAAGAAUCAGCUCCGUUCUGGGACACUGAGAUCCGGGACGACGUGAUCGAAGAGUGCAACAAGCAUGGUGGCGUUCUGCACGUCUACGUUGACACCGUGUCUCCGCAGGGCAACUGUUACGUCAAGUGCCCGACAAUAGCGACCGCCGUGGCCGCAGUUAACUCGCUGCACGGCCGCUGGUUCGCGGGGCGCGUCAUCACCGCCGCAUACGUGCCGGUUGUCAAUUACCACAGCCUGUUCCCUGACGCGAUGACGGUGACCACGCCGUUGCAGCCUAACAGGAAGUGAAGCGGAUGAGAUAAUUUUUUCCAGUUUUGAUUUGAAAGGUUUGCUUACGGCACAUAAUUAGUUAUACUUUGUCGCUUGCGAAGUGAGAAGCAAGGAGAAGCAUUAAACUAUGUAAAAUAAAUUUGUAAAGAUCAGUAUAAAA
Cloeon dipterum is the source of this 1808-nucleotide messenger RNA. It is a transcript of the gene Caper, whose product is annotated as RNA-binding protein 39-like protein Caper. Lineage: Eukaryota; Metazoa; Arthropoda; Insecta; Ephemeroptera; Baetidae. Gene Ontology annotation, biological process: mRNA processing. The transcript is spliced from 10 exons. The record is from RefSeq and is a predicted model, not a curated record. Gene Ontology annotation, molecular function: U1 snRNP binding; RNA binding. Gene Ontology annotation, cellular component: nucleus. The coding region runs from base 170 to 1666 and encodes 498 amino acids.